UUUAUUAAAUAAAGGCGUGAGAUAACCUAAGCCACUGGUUGACUUUGGACCACCUACUUCCUCAAUAAAAUAUCCUACUCAAAUUAUGGAUCCAAAGGAACAAAAUGGCUCUACUGGCAUCAAAGAAAAUCGUAAUUGUGUGUGUGGUAUGGCGGGGGAAGUGGUUCCGUUGGUGGCGAUGCUGACGGUGGAGUUGACCAACGUAGGGAUGAACAUCCUCUACAAAGCCGCUGUUUCGAAGGGUUUAAACUACCAUGUUUACAUGGUUUAUUCUUACGGGAUUCCUGCCCUCAUUCUCCUCCCUCUUGCCUUCUUUAUCCACAGGAGUACACGUCUUCCACCCUUUACUCUGCUCCUGCUUCCCAAAUUUUUCAUCCUCGGCUUUCUUGGGUUUACAGGACAGUUGUUGGGGUAUGCAGGCAUCGCAUACAGCAACCCAACACUCGGUUCAGCCAUAAGUAAUCUUACUCCUGCUUGUACCUUUUCUCUUGCCGUUGUUUGCAGGCUGGAAAAGCUGAAGCUGAGAAGUUUAAGCAGCCAGGCCAAAGUCAUUGGAGCUUUGGUAUCAAUAGUAGGUGCAUUAGUCGUGGUGCUCUAUGAUGGCCCGUUGCUAAUAAACGGGCGCACUGGGAAAUUAACAUUACCUACAAUGUUUGGUGCUCGAUCCAAUUGGAUCUUCGGUGGUGCCUUACUUGCCGUUAGCUACAUUGUAGCCUCCAUUUGGUUAAUUUUCCAGGGCAUAGUUAUCAAGGAGUAUCCAGCAGAGUUUAUUGUAGUCUUUUUCUACAAUUUCUUUGCUUUUGUUGUGGCGGUACCAGUCUGUGUUGCUACAGGACCACCUCUGAGUUCAUGGGCAGUGCCGGCUGAUGUUCGAUUGGUAUCCAUCCUAUAUGCGGGAGUAAUGGGAUCAGGAUUUGCUAUCAUGAUUCACACGUGGGGGUUACAUAGGAAAGGGCCUGUUUAUGUAGCAAUGUUCCGGCCAUUGUCUAUAGCCAUUACAGCUAUUAUGGGUGUCAUUUUCCUCGGCGACGAUCUUUAUCUCGGGAGCGUCAUUGGAUCCGUAGUCAUUGCAAUGGGGUUUUACACACUGAUGUGGGGGAAAACGAAAGAAGAGAUUGUUGAGACAUCAAAUGAUGAUGAUAUCUUGGAGCCAUAUUCUACCGGCGAUGCGAUCGUACCGCUGCUGAAAGAACGUAGCAUCUCAACCAAAGCAAAUGCAGGAUCAUAGCACCAAAUCUGGUCCGUGGAAUUUACAGAAGAAGAUUUGUAUAGGUUCAUGAGCUUCCAUAUGGCCCAGACUUGUCUUAAAUUUCUUAAAUAAAAGUUAGCCCAAGUACUAGAUGGGCUUGUCAGAAAAUCAUCAAGAUUCUUUUUUCUAUACCAUUGGGUUGACAAAUUUUGGUUAUCAUUUUGAACAAUAUUUGUAACAUUA
Molecule: messenger RNA, 1432 nt
Organism: Sesamum indicum (sesame)
Lineage: Eukaryota; Viridiplantae; Streptophyta; Magnoliopsida; Lamiales; Pedaliaceae
Product: WAT1-related protein At5g40240
Cellular component (GO): membrane
Molecular function (GO): transmembrane transporter activity
Source: RefSeq, a predicted model, not a curated record